Messenger RNA from Carassius auratus (goldfish), 2663 nucleotides. Its product is annotated as homeobox protein engrailed-1. Lineage: Eukaryota; Metazoa; Chordata; Actinopteri; Cypriniformes; Cyprinidae. Gene Ontology annotation, cellular component: nucleus. The record is from RefSeq and is a predicted model, not a curated record. Bases 305 to 1144 code for a protein of 279 amino acids. Gene Ontology annotation, biological process: multicellular organism development; neuron differentiation; regulation of transcription by RNA polymerase II. The transcript has 2 exons. Gene Ontology annotation, molecular function: DNA-binding transcription factor activity, RNA polymerase II-specific; RNA polymerase II cis-regulatory region sequence-specific DNA binding.
AAGUAUGUGAGGGGCACUGUGAUUUUAGAAAGAGUUUGUUAAGCGCGAGCUGUCACACGGGGCAGCGAUUCGGGGACUUCGGAGCAUCGCGCGAUGUGUUUGUCUGACGUGAAUAACGGGUGUGAUUUGACAACUGAAACGCCUUGAACGCGGAAAGCAUUCCGAUGCUAUGACAGUCGCUUCUCUUAAGGUAUUUCGUAUACCUUUAUUUUAACACUAUAGCCUGCAUUCUUGUUUGUUGUUAUCCGGAUACAGCUCUUUGCAACAAGUGGAAUUUUGCUGUGCAGACCGCGAUCCAUCUGUCAUGGAGGAGCAAAACGAUCAAAACAGUCGUGAUUCGACUGAAUCUGAGAGCGUCUCGCUCUCACCCAAUAUACCAUCCCCUCCGAUUUUACCUCACCAGGCUGCGCAGCAAGCACACAGAACCACGAACUUUUUCAUCGACAAUAUUCUAAGGCCAGACUUUGGCUGCAAGAAAGAUCUUGGGAGUAGGGACCGGGCACAAACCUCGGGCAGAGAGAAUGUUAACCCUAUGGUGAUAAGGCCGUCGCAUAAUAGCAGCCUUUGCCAGGAUUCAAACUGCAGUAGUGACAGCUCUUCUUCAUCCUCGUCUUCUUCGCCAUCUUCAAAGCAGACCUCUGCAAAGCUUGUCGAAGGAAAUGGAACUACCACAGCAAGGUACGGGGAGAAUACGACGUCGAUAAUGGUGGUGAACUCUAACGGGGGAACUUCGCAAGUAAAAGAAUCGCAGCCUAAUUUACUAUGGCCUGCGUGGGUUUACUGCACCAGGUACUCGGACAGACCUUCAUCUGUUUCUACACUAGGCCCAAGGACACGAAAAUUGAAAAAGAAGAAAAGCGAGAAGGAAGACAAGCGACCGAGAACCGCUUUCACGGCUGAACAGCUGCAGAGACUUAAAGCCGAGUUUCAGGCGAAUCGGUACAUUACGGAGCAGCGGAGACAGUCGCUGGCCCAGGAACUCAACCUCAAUGAGUCGCAAAUAAAAAUCUGGUUCCAAAAUAAGAGGGCCAAAAUCAAAAAGGCCACUGGCUAUAAGAACGGCCUCGCUCUUCAGCUCAUGGCUCAAGGACUCUAUAACCAUUCCACUACAACAGUUCAAGAAGAUAAAGACGAUAGCGAAUAAAAUGGCCUGGUUUCACUCCUAACAAGGCCAUGGACGCUGACCCCAACAAAAGGGAUUUUUCAUAUUUUUUAUGAAUCAUAUGAAAAGGAAAUGUCUCCGAAUUCUGCGAAACGAAGAUGAGAUAUUUAAUAGAUUUCUGUUUAUCAUACAGUAUAUGGACAUGCGUCUAAAUAUGAAGAUUAUAAAAAUUUAUAUAUAUAGCCAGAACUGUAAGAUGUGUAUAUUUAAUUCCAGGUAAGGGGAUGUCUGUAUUAUUCCUUACUUGCUGAACAUUUCUAACGUUUUUUCUCCUUUCCCAAUGUGGUUGCUCACCGUUCCAGUAGGCCUAAGUGUCAGGCUUGUUAGUUUUUUCUUUUUUAUUUAUAGUUAUAGUCUUUUAAACCCCUUAUCUCACAGUUCUUCAAAUGCGUGACUGAACCAACGCUUCAAGCCAAAGAUUUUAAUAUGUUCAGAUUAUGUUGUCUGAAAUAAAAAAAGUAGAAUGUGCCAUUGUUUUUUUUUUUUUUUUUUUUUUUGUAGUCUACAAAAUCUAAACAUAAUUACAGGAUUUGUAGUUAUCUGAACGCUACGAUGACUUGUCUUUCUCCCAAACUCCUGUUUUUUUUUUUAUUGUUUUUUGUUUAAUAAAUGUACAAAACGAUGCUUUUCUACACUACUCUGAAUUUCUAACCGUGGCAAUGGGUUGUGGUUAAACUGCAAUCAUAAUGUUUUACCCUACAGCUUAUAAAUGCACUACUGCCAUUUGUUUUUAUUGAUUUAUUUUUUUAUGAUGGGAGAAAUUCUUCAGAAGUGAGCCUGUUUUAAGGUUUACAAUCUUUCGAAUUGGUCUUUUCAUAAAUAGGUUCUCACAUAGCCCUAUCUACUUUUUUUCCAUUACUAUUUUUUCCCUCAUUAUUCUAUUUCGCUCAUUUUAAGUUGUAAAUGUAAUUUUUAUACACCGUUAAGUAUAAAAUAUUAAAAACAAAUGUUAAAUUGAUAUUAAUAUGCGAUGUGUUUGAGCUUGGUUGGCAGUAAUAGUUAUCCCCCAAACAUACACAAAAUAACCUUUGUUAUCAUUUAUUAUUAUCAUGAUUAUUAUUGGACUUCCAUAUGUAUGAUGACAGGUAUUGACUUAAAGCUAAAUUCUGUGGUCUAUAAGGUAGGCUAAUUGUGCUCUUAGUAUUUGCCAGGGUUAAUUAGACUUUAGACGAGGCAAUAUCUGAUUAAUUUCCCCUAUGCUGAACGGCAUUUUUAGGCAUUUAUUAUUAUGUUUAUUUUUUCAUGUAAUUUCCCACGAUUCGGUGCAUCAGAAUUAAUGCAUCAGAAAUAAUUUUAACGAACUGUCUAACUGUUGUUUUCCAAUCAUAAAUAUAGUUUUUCAAUGUUGCCGUCAUAGGUGAUUUUGGUGCCAGGACAACAUCAGUGCAGAAAAGCGCUCGGCUUUUGGCUGUGUAUAGCUGUGUUUUUGCGAGGCAGUGUGCAGGAGUCUGUCUCAAAGAACAGAUUGAGGAAACUCUCCCAACGAGGUUAAAAGGUCAAG